AUGGCUCCGUCUAGGAAGGGCGGCAGUCGGGUGGCUAAGACCAAUGCGCUGCGGAACCGAAAGCUCGCCUCCUUUCUUAAGGACUUCGACCGUGAAGUGCAAAUGCGAUCCAAGCAAAUUCAGUCAGACAGGCAGAACCUCCUCAAAGAGUUGGAUAACCUGUACAACAUUGAGAUCCUGCGACUCCCCAAGGCGCUGCGCGAAAUGAACUGGCUCGAAUACUUCGCCCUUGGAGGAAACAAGCAGGCCCUGGAAGAAGCAGCAACAGCUGACUUGGAUAUCACAGAAAUAAACAAAUUAACAGCAGAAGCUACUCGGACACCCCUGAAACUUGCCAAAACACGGAAGGUAAUGCAAGUGGAUGAGAUGAUAAUGGAAGAAGAAGAGGAAGAAAAUAUCAGUAAGAAUCCUCAAACUGCAAGAGCUAAAAGGUGUCCUCCAUCCAAGAAGAGAACCCAGUCCAUACAAGGGAAAGGCAAAAAUAAAAGGUCAAGCCAUUACGCCACCGUUACCCCAGCUGUGGGCCGACUGGAGUUGUCUCUGGUGAAACCAACUCCAGGCCUGACACCCAGGUUUGACUCAAGGAUCUUCAAGACCCCGGGUCUGCGUACUCCAGCGGCCAGAGAGCGGAUUUACAAUGUCUCUGUGAACGGCAGCCCUCUCGCCGACAGCAAAGAGAUAUUCCUCACUGUGCCAGUGGGAGGCGGAGAGAGCAUGCGGUUAUUGGCCAGUGACUUGCAGAGGAUCGAUAUUGCCCAGCUGGAUCCAGAGGCCCUGGGAAACAUUAAGAAGCUCUCCAGCCGUCUUGCUCAAAUCUGUGGCACCAUACGAACUCAAAAAUGAAGCUGCUAUUCCAAG
Messenger RNA from Budorcas taxicolor (takin), 858 nucleotides. It is a transcript of the gene CDCA8, whose product is annotated as cell division cycle associated 8. Gene Ontology annotation, biological process: mitotic sister chromatid segregation. The record is from RefSeq and is a predicted model, not a curated record. Gene Ontology annotation, cellular component: chromosome, centromeric region; chromosome passenger complex; spindle midzone. Lineage: Eukaryota; Metazoa; Chordata; Mammalia; Artiodactyla; Bovidae. The transcript has 10 exons. The coding region runs from base 1 to 843 and encodes 280 amino acids.